AUCCAAAACGUGGUUUUGCCACCUCGAAGACGAAAAAGGGUUUUACAGGAUGAGGGGCUCACUAUCUGCCUGCGCAUCCAUCUCACUGGUUUUGCAGCCUAGAUUCUAAGAAGAGCCAGAUCCACAAAUGUUUUCUUCGUUCGAUUCAGCUUUGAAGCCUUUUUGCCUCUUCAGAAUCGGGGUGGGCUUGAAGGGACCAGCUUGCAGAUUAAGAGGUCGAGAAAUGGAUUGGGAAAGACUCUGUUUUGCAAGUUCAUAUCCUAUCAUCCUGUUCUCGCCUAUGAAGUCUUUUAGUGACCCAUGUGCUCAGAUUUUCCAAAAUAGCGUUGGCGUGCUAUAA
Linum tenue is the source of this 340-nucleotide messenger RNA. NCBI's taxonomy places the organism in Eukaryota, Viridiplantae, Streptophyta, Magnoliopsida, Malpighiales, Linaceae. The record is from the annotation of a GenBank genome assembly.